Molecule: messenger RNA, 2129 nt
Organism: Spinacia oleracea (spinach)
Lineage: Eukaryota; Viridiplantae; Streptophyta; Magnoliopsida; Caryophyllales; Amaranthaceae
Product: cytochrome P450 97B2, chloroplastic
Exons: 14
Coding region: 133-1872 (579 amino acids)
Cellular component (GO): chloroplast
Molecular function (GO): iron ion binding; oxidoreductase activity, acting on paired donors, with incorporation or reduction of molecular oxygen; heme binding
Source: RefSeq, a predicted model, not a curated record
UUCACCACGAAAAUAUGCACUCAUCAACACUCUAAAGAAAAUCACAAAAACUCACCGUUUUGAGGGCAUUCUCUCAUCCUAUUAUUUGUUGGUCUGUUUGAUUUUAUCUUUUUUUGGCGGGUGGAGUUGCUAAUGGCUUCCACCAUCACCACCACCACCACCGCCGCCGCCUCAGUGCCGCAAUUGAGUGUCUUUAACGGCGAUUUGUCUUCCAAGAUACAUCUUUUUAUCUCUCCCCUCACUCCUUUUCCUGCUUCCAGACGAAGACGACGCCGUUUCAUAUGCCAAUCGACUAAUACUGAAAAACCGAAGUCAAGAAACUUAUUCGAUAAUGCAAGCAACAUAUUGACAAAUUUCUUAAGUGGUGGAAACCUUGGGUCUAUGCCAACAGCUGAAGGAGCAGUAUCUGAUUUGUUUGGUCGGCCUCUCUUUUUUGCUCUGUACGAUUGGUUCUUAGAGCAUGGAUCUGUAUAUAAACUUGCUUUUGGACCGAAAGCCUUUGUCGUUGUGUCAGAUCCUAUUGUGGCAAGACAUAUUCUUAGAGAAAAUGCAUUUUCUUAUGACAAGGGAGUUCUUGCUGAAAUCCUUGAACCAAUAAUGGGUAAAGGACUUAUACCUGCCGACCUUGAUACUUGGAAGCAAAGAAGAAGAGUUAUUGCUCCUGGUUUUCAUGCCUUGUACUUGGAAGCCAUGGUUAAGGUUUUUACUGACUGUUCUGAGAGAACGACGUUGAAGUUCGAGAAACUGCUUGAAGAUGUACAUGUGCAGGAUACCAUUGAGCUGGAUCUUGAGGCAGAAUUUUCAAGUUUGGCACUUGAUAUUAUUGGACUUGGUGUCUUCAACUAUGACUUUGGUUCAAUUUCCAAAGAAUCUCCAGUCAUAAAGGCAGUCUAUGGGACUCUUUUUGAAGCAGAGCAUAGAUCAACUUUCUACAUUCCUUACUGGAAGCUUCCUCUUGCAAGUUGGAUAGUACCGAGGCAGCGGAAGUUCCAGUAUGACUUAAAGGUCAUCAAUGAUUGUCUUGAUGGACUCAUAAAAAAUGCCAAAGAGACCAGAGAGGAGACGGACGUUGAGAAACUGCAGCAAAGGGAUUAUUCAAAUCUUAAGGAUGCUAGUCUUUUGCGAUUCUUCGUCGACAUGAGAGGCGCUGAUGUUGAUGAUCGCCAGCUGAGGGAUGACCUGAUGACAAUGCUAAUUGCCGGCCAUGAAACCACAGCUGCAGUUCUUACUUGGUCCAUUUUCUUUCUUUCUCAGAAUCCUUCCAAAAUGAAGAAGGCUCAAGCUGAAAUUGAUGCCGUGUUAGGGAAGGGAAAAGUAACCUUUGAUUCCCUAAAAAAUCUGGAGUACAUUAGACUUAUUGUUGUGGAAUCUCUUCGGCUGUAUCCUCAACCUCCUUUGCUCAUCAGACGAUCUCUUAAAUCAGAUACAUUGCCAGGAGGCUACAAGGGUCAGAAAGAUGGAUACAAAAUUCCCCCUGGGACUGAUAUCUUUAUUUCUGUAUAUAAUCUCCAUAGAUCUCCAUAUUUCUGGGAUAAACCUGAUGAAUUUGAACCUGAGAGAUUUUUAGUCCAGAAAACAAGUGAAGGAAUAGAAGGAUGGGAUGGAUUUGAUCCAUCUCGAAGUCCUGGAGCUCUUUAUCCUAAUGAGAUCAUAUCCGAUUUUGCAUUCUUGCCUUUUGGUGGUGGACCGAGAAAGUGUGUGGGAGACCAGUUUGCGCUGAUGGAAUCUACAAUCGCUUUGGCCGUGUUGCUUCAGAAGUUUGAUGUUGAGCUGAAAGGUUCGCCAGAUUCAGUGGAACUUGUGACAGGAGCAACAAUUCACACCAAGAAUGGACUUUGGUGCAAACUGAGAAAGAGAGCUCAUAAGGUGUAAUAAGUUCUCAAGUAACAGUCCAUGUAUUGUAAUCCGGCUAGUGGAUGUCAGUAAAAUAGUGUACCUCACUGUGUUUUUAAAGUUGAAAAGAUAAUAAAUAAAAUUUUGAAGAAAGAAUCAUAGGUGGGGAGGAGCACCUGUGUCUUGUACACGUGUACUCUAAUGUUUUUUUUUGUUUGAAGAUUUUUGAGAUAAGCAAAACUUUUGAAAUAAGAGUAAAAGAAACGGCAAUUUAUAAAAAAAAAUUCCUUAUUUUA